AUGGUCCCAGUCCCAACCGUCAUCCGCAUCGAAGGUAGCGCCACGAUCAGCACCCUCGCCGAACGAGCGGCUCUGGUAGUCCAGAUCUCCGAUUCGGGAUACGACAAGGACCAGGUGUCCAAGAAUGUCCUCGACACGGUCACCAAUCUCCAAGCACAACUCGACAGUCUUUGUCCCCGCCUUGACAACGGAGAGGGAGAUAUCUCCCCGACGGCCCCCGUGAGCUUCUACUCCAUCUCGUCGCUGUCCACGUCGAGCCGGAACCAACGUGACGACGAUCCGGACGAUUACAGCUACGACGACAUCGGCCCCAGCGCCGCCAACAAACGCCCUCACAGAGAGGUCUUCACCGCCCGGACGAGCGUCGACAUCCGCUUCCGAGACUUUGUCAAGCUCGGCGAACUGGUCGCCCAGCUCUCGUCCACCCCCUACGUCAAUAUCACCGGUGUCACGUGGAAACUGACCGACGACACGCAAGACGCUCUGGCCGACCAGGCUCGCAUGAACGCCCUCCGUCAAACCAUCCGGCGCGCGAACAGUUAUGCCGAAGUCAUUGGCCGCACGGCCUCCGUCGUGCCCGUCAAGAUCGAGGAUGCCUCGCAGUACCGCCCCACUGGCCGCAUCAAGCAGACGGCGCGCAAGGCCGCUGCGCCCAUGUCUGUGGGUGGAGGCAUUGAUUUCGAACCGCAGACGAUGGACGUCACCGCUACGCUGGAUGUGGAGUUUCACGCAGAAUGA
Capronia coronata CBS 617.96 is the source of this 738-nucleotide messenger RNA. RefSeq lists its product as uncharacterized. Gene Ontology annotation, cellular component: external side of plasma membrane. NCBI's taxonomy places the organism in Eukaryota, Fungi, Ascomycota, Eurotiomycetes, Chaetothyriales, Herpotrichiellaceae. The record is from RefSeq and is a predicted model, not a curated record. The coding region runs from base 1 to 738 and encodes 245 amino acids. The transcript has a single exon. Gene Ontology annotation, biological process: DNA damage response.